CAUAAUCAUAAUCUUUUCGAAUAAUUGCUUCCGACUCUUGGCAACUUAUAGGCUACUUAUAGAGAUUUGCCCAAAUAUAAAAUAAAGGAAACUUAUAGAUUAUUGGCUAUUCAAAAUCGGUUGAUAAGGUACCUGAGGGUUCUCAAAUUUUUUAAAACAAAUUUCUAUUGGGCGAAAAAGAAACUAUAACUACGAAACUACCCCUAUAAACUUUAUAUAAAGAACCCCAUUCUCAUUCCUUUCUUCGACAUCGACAUCUCUCUCUCUAUCUCUUACCGAAAAACUCACUCCGGCGUUAAAGUCUCCAAACCGAAUCGAAAAUGGCGAAAGGAGGAAACAAACUGAUGAAGCUGAAGUCAGUUUUGAAGAAGCUCAACUCAUUCAACACCAAGCCAAACCAGCCAUCGUCGGCUCCAGCUAAUCACGGCCGAUCCUCCGCCGUGAGUGCAUUUCCCUCUGAAUAUCUUCAAACUGUCUACGUCGGCCGAACACGUCGACAGUACCAUGUGAGCUCUGACGUCGUGAGCCACCCGCUCUUUCAGCAGCUAGCGGCGGUGGAUGGUGGCUGUGGCGGCAGCGAGGAUGGUUCCAUCUCCGUGUCGUGCGAAGUUGUCUUGUUUGAGCAUUUACUUUGGAUGCUGGAGAACGCCGACGCCGACGAGUCACGUCCCGAGUCCGUCCACGAACUCGUCGAGUUCUACGCUUGUUAACUUCUUUACAAUUAAUUUAGGUCCGUCCGAAAUAUAUGAUGCUGUUUGUAUAUUCUAUACUUCGUAUACUUUACAGUCUUUCGUUAAACAAAAUUUUAUAUAUAUAUUUUUUUCUGUUAAACGAUACGACAACCGAUAAAUAAAUGUAUAUUGUGUGUAAACAUUGACUUGCAAUGUAAUAUAAGAAUGAUCAAUUUUAAUAUGUACGGGAUAAAACCA
Molecule: messenger RNA, 929 nt
Organism: Camelina sativa (false flax)
Lineage: Eukaryota; Viridiplantae; Streptophyta; Magnoliopsida; Brassicales; Brassicaceae
Product: auxin-responsive protein SAUR76
Biological process (GO): response to auxin
Source: RefSeq, a predicted model, not a curated record